This is a messenger RNA of Alexandromys fortis (reed vole), 2560 nucleotides long. RefSeq names its product zinc finger protein 14-like. The transcript is spliced from 4 exons. NCBI's taxonomy places the organism in Eukaryota, Metazoa, Chordata, Mammalia, Rodentia, Cricetidae. The coding region runs from base 455 to 1768 and encodes 437 amino acids. The record is from RefSeq and is a predicted model, not a curated record. Gene Ontology annotation, biological process: regulation of DNA-templated transcription.
AGCUUUUCCACCCUCUCUUACCCCAGACGUCCACUGUGAAACCAACGAUAGCCCGCAACUCCAGCUGCUCCAGACUUUACCUUCAGUCUGGUGCACAGGCGCACCCAGAUCCCAGCCAGCAGUGGAACGCCUCUGGACAGCAGCCAGGCCUGGGCAGGACUGCGCUGGAUCGCACCGGUAUCAGUAUCGUACUGGUCCUGUCCAUCAAGGAACAGGGACUCCCUGGAGCCAAUCAGAAUUGCGUAUAAGCGGAGUCGUCCAAUCGACAGCGGGCAACCGCCUUUCCGGUGCCGCCCUGUUCGGCUCGUGUCUGCCCGUGUCGGCUGCAGCGGGGUGCUUACGGUCGGUUGCGCCCAGCGGAGCGCACGGAGAUUGGAAACGUGUAUCGGCUGCAGCGCUGCGCACACGGUCGGUGGAGACGCCUAGGGGAGCGCACGGAGAUUGGAAACGCGCCAUGGAUUCGAUAACCUUUGAGGAUGUGGCUGUGUACUUUACCCAGGAAGAGUGGGCCUUGCUGGACAUUUUCCAGAAGAAUCUCUACAGAGAUGUGAUGCAGGAAACCUACAGGAACCUGACUUCUCUAGGAACAGAAUGGGAACAGUGGGAUUUGGACACUUACUACAGAAGUCUGAAGAGAAACCUGAGAAUCCAGAUGGUAAAGAGAGACCGUGAACUUAGAGACAGUGACCAAGGCAGAGAAACCCCAGCUCAAGAUCCAGUCGGUAUCACAAGCAAGAAAAUGCCUGGACCAAAGCUUCCUGAAUGUCAGUCAUCCCUAAAGAGACCUGCUGCAUUCAACCCUCAAAACAAACCAUGUGACUAUCAGACAUAUGUAAAGAAAUACUGUGAGUGUAGAGCAUGUGGUAAAGUCUUUACCUGUCCCAGCUCCCUUAAAAAUCAUAAAAAGGUCCACAGCAGAGAGAAACCUUACAGAUGUCUGCAUUGUGAGAGAACCUUUAGUUAUCACUUCUGUGCAGAAAGGCAUAUGCUGACUCAUAGUGCAGACAGGCAUAAAUGCAAGCUGUGCGGGGAAAUAUUUCCUAAUGCCGAUACCCUUCGGAGUCAUAGAAAAAUUCACUCUGGAGAGAUGCCUGAAUGUGAGGAUUGUGGGAGAAUGUUCUGGACUUCCAGUUCCCUCGAGUUGCAUAAAAGGCUUCAUACAACAGAAAAACUUUAUGAAUGUAAAUACUGCAGGAAAACCUUCAAGAAUUAUUGUUCCUUUAGACUCCACGAAAGGAUUCACACUGGGGAGAAACCUUAUGAAUGUAAGCAGUGUGGGAAAACCUUCAGACAUUCCAGCCAUGUUAAAGCACAUAAGAGAACUCACACUGGAGAGAAGCCCUAUGAAUGUAAGCAGUGUGGGAAGACCUUCACUUCUGGGCAUUGUGCAAGAAGACAUUUAGGGACUCACAGUGGAGCCUGGCCUUACAAGUGUGAGGUGUGUGGGAAAGCUUAUCCGUAUGUCUAUUCCCUUCGGAAUCAUGAAAAAAGCCAUGCCGAAGAGAAACUUUAUGAAUGUACGCAGUGUGGGAAAACCUUUAAAUAUCGUGCUUCCUUACGAAACCAUUUGACCACUCACACGGGGGAGAAGCCGUAUGAAUGUAAGGAGUGUGGGAAAACCUUCAGCUGUGCCAGUUACCUUCAGAAUCACAAGAGAACACACGGGCAGCCCUACAAAUGUGAAGAGUGUGGUAAGGCGUUCUCAUACUCCAAGAGUCUUCGAAAACACAUGAAUGUACACAGUCGAUUGGCGGGAAGCUUUAAGUGAGUUAGAGGUCGAGUAUAAGAAGAAGAAGAACUCCACACGCUCAAGCUCAUGUUCAAAAUGAGCCUGUGAGCGCAGUGAGUCUGCAUUGGUUUCGGUGAGAUGGGCCACAGCUUGUGCCAAAGCCUAUGAGUUGAAAGCGUGUUGGGAAGCUUUUGAGCACUGAGGACUUAACUGGAGAUGGAUACUGACCUGGGAAAGCUUUUUGCUCAUUCUUGAUGGAUACAUGGGAUGACAGUGGAGAGAAAGUCUAUCACUGUUAGCAGUAUGGGGACCAUUUUACCCUGAAUUUCAGUGUGGGGAAGUCUCACUAGGCUCCACCACAGACCCAGACUGUACACGGAGGAACACUUGGACUCCUGCAAUGUUAACAUGUUCAAGCCCCCAAAUCUCAUCAACCUAAGAAGUAUAAAACCCGCUGGUACACUCGGGAGGCAGAGGCAGGCGGAUCUCUGUGAGUUUGAGACCAGCCUGGUCUACAAGAGCUAGUUCCAGGACAGGCUCCAAAACCAUAGAGAAACCCUGUCUCGAAAAACCAAAAAAAAAAAAAAAAAAAAAAAAACCCGCUGGUGUCCGUAUACUGUGGAUUUCUGAUUCUUAGUCAUAAUUCUGUUGCUGCUUUUUGUUUAGUUAUACAUAAUUUUUAAGUGCUUUACUUUGGUAAUUAUUGGACCAGUAAAAUCUGAUUUUGUUAAUGUCCAGAUUUUUGCCAUAGUCCUCGACUGUUCAGGUGUGGCUGUACUUGGUCAUUUGUUUUCUAAUAAAAAUGUCUUUUUCCAGCACAAAAUUUACUCG